AUGAUUAGUACUGAUAAUGAAAUUGAAUUACUCCAAAUUCCAAAUUCUGAUAUUUCAACCCUGUUGAUUGGACAAGAUUGUCUCAAAAAUGGCCUUAGAAUUGAUGGAAGGUCGCUGGAUUCCUAUCUAUAUGUCAGUGUUGAUUUUGAUGGACCUCCGGGCAAUUCCCUAAUUUCUUUUGGAAAUACUGUCAUUUUUACCUGUGUUUCUCAGGAAAUUGUUGAACCUAAUUCUGAAAGGCCAAAUGAGGGAUUUUUAUUUUUCAACGUUGAAACCUCAUUCACUUCUGAAUGUUAUGAACCUGGAAAAACAACUGACCAGGAACAUAACUUGAUUUACUUCUUGGAGAACAUGUUCAAGGAGUCAUCGUGUUUGGAUUUGGAAACGCUUUGUAUUACAAGUGGAAAACAAGUCUUGGCUUUAAGGGUGUAUGUACAUGUAUUACAAGAUGAUGGAAAUUUAUUAUCUGCUUGCUCUUUUUCAGCUUUGGCAUCUCUUUUACACUAUCGGAAACCAUUAAUGGAACUGUCAGAUGAAUUGAAUUAUUCUUUUUAUGGUCUAUGGCACAAAGGAACUCCUCUUAAUAUUUAUCAUGUUCCAAUUCUGGUUACUGUUUGGUUACUGGAAACUAGAGAUCACUCAUUUUUAGACCAUAAUUCAUCAGAAUACACUUUCGUAUUGGAACCAAAUUCAUUUGAGCAAAAGCUACUCAAGACUCAGAUAAUUAUACUGUUUAACCAGUUUGGAGAGGUUCUUUGGAUCUACAAGAAUGGCUCAACGCCCGUGCCUUUGGAAACGUUUGAAUCAGCCAUUUCAGCAUCCAAGCAAAGAGCAUCUCAACUCUACUCAAUUCUUAUGUCGGAAUUAGACAAAAAUACACAAGAAUUAAAAAACAUACUCAAACACAUCAACUCACAGUACCCUUACAAAAUAAUAUAUACAAAUACCAUAAUUAAUAAUGAAAUAUGA
Messenger RNA from Theileria annulata, 969 nucleotides. RefSeq names its product exosome complex exonuclease, putative. Gene Ontology annotation, biological process: nuclear polyadenylation-dependent mRNA catabolic process; U5 snRNA 3'-end processing; U4 snRNA 3'-end processing. The record is from RefSeq and is a predicted model, not a curated record. The coding region runs from base 1 to 969 and encodes 322 amino acids. Gene Ontology annotation, cellular component: cytoplasmic exosome (RNase complex); nuclear exosome (RNase complex). NCBI's taxonomy places the organism in Eukaryota, Apicomplexa, Aconoidasida, Piroplasmida, Theileriidae. The transcript has 7 exons.